Messenger RNA from Aspergillus oryzae RIB40, 1047 nucleotides. RefSeq names its product zinc-binding alcohol dehydrogenase family protein. The record is from RefSeq and is a predicted model, not a curated record. The coding region runs from base 1 to 1047 and encodes 348 amino acids. Lineage: Eukaryota; Fungi; Ascomycota; Eurotiomycetes; Eurotiales; Aspergillaceae. Gene Ontology annotation, molecular function: oxidoreductase activity, acting on NAD(P)H. The transcript has a single exon.
AUGACCACCCAGAAAGCCAUUGUCGUUACCUCCCCGCAACAGGAGAGCCUGGUAACCGAUCGACCCAUUCCCGCUCUCCGCGAUGAUUACAUCCUGGUCAAGACGGUCGCCGUCGCCCUGAACCCCACCGACUGGAAGCACAUUGCAUUCCUUGCCCCGCCCGGCGCGUUAAUCGGAUGCGACUACGCCGGCAUCGUCGAAGAGGUUGGAAAAGCCGUCAAAAAGCCCUUCAAAAAGGGUGAUCGCGUGUGUGGAUUCACGCACGGAGGAAACGCCGUGCAGCACGAAGACGGAGCUUUUGCCGAGUACAUCGUCGCCAAGGGAGAUGUUCAGAUCCGCAUCCCCGAUAACCUCAGCUUCCAGGAAGCGGCCACGCUGGGCGUGGGUAUCUCGACGGUGGGGCAGGGUCUGUAUCAGAGCUUGAAGCUUGCGCUGCCGUCGGAGCCGAUUAAGGAACCGGAGCCGAUUCUCAUUUACGGUGGCUCGACGGCUACCGGUACGCUGGCGAUUCAGUUUGCUAAGCUGUCUGGUUAUACGGUUUUGACUACUUGUUCACCGCAUAACUUCGAUCUGGUUAAACGGCUCGGCGCGGAUGCGGUCUUUGAUUACAAAGAUCCUAAUUCGGCGGCGGAGAUUCGCAAGUACACUAAUAACAACCUGAAGUUGGUUUUUGAUACAAUUUCGCUGGAGGCUAGCUCAAAGUACUGCGAGCAGGCUAUUUCCACUGAGGGUGGUGAUUAUGGUGUUCUCCUCUCUACAUCUAUCGAUCGUGAGAAUGUCACUACUCGUUUUACACUCGCCUACACUAUUAUCGGCGAAGAGUUUAAAUUCGGCGAUAAGGUCUUCCCUGCCAGUGCGGAGGACAAGGCAUUUGCCGAAAAAUUCUGGACUAUUUCAGAGAAGCUGUUGGCUGAUGGCAAGGUCAAGGUCCACCAGCCGAAGGUGAACCCCGGAGGUUUGCAGGGUGUCUUGGAGGGGCUGAAGCUCUUGAAGGAGGACAAGGUCAGCGGGGAAAAGCUGGUGUACAAUGUUGCUGAAACGCCCUAG